Messenger RNA from Herpailurus yagouaroundi (jaguarundi), 3681 nucleotides. RefSeq names its product SHC adaptor protein 3 (gene SHC3). Lineage: Eukaryota; Metazoa; Chordata; Mammalia; Carnivora; Felidae. Gene Ontology annotation, cellular component: plasma membrane. The transcript is spliced from 16 exons. The record is from RefSeq and is a predicted model, not a curated record. The coding region runs from base 1 to 1923 and encodes 640 amino acids. Gene Ontology annotation, molecular function: receptor tyrosine kinase binding. Gene Ontology annotation, biological process: intracellular signal transduction; cell surface receptor protein tyrosine kinase signaling pathway.
AUGGACAGCUACACCCUGUGGGCUAGCGACACGCCCCAGGGUCCCCAAGAGACGGGCCCUCCCUGUAGCACAUUACACCGCAGACUCAAAACAGGGAAAGAAGCGAGCACAUUUAGGACCAACCCCAGUGCCCACGGCAAGGAUUGGGGAGCCCAGCCUCACCUGGACGCACCGCCUCUGCGCGGGGACACGGCCUGGGUGGGGCCCGGACGCCCGGACCCCGAGCCCCCUCGGGCCCCUCCGCGUGAGCGGCCUGCACCGCGGUGUCCGGGCCUCGCUCGUCGGGGUGGACAUGGCCGGGCCCAGACCCCAGAGCGCCGCUGCCCCGGAGGUCUGGUGGCUUCCGAGGAUGUACGGCUGUCCCGGGCGCCCGCCCACGUGCCCGCCGUGCAGGCACACGGCUGCUCGGCCACUACAGCAGGUGCCCCGGGGCUCUGGGCACGAGGGCCGCCUUUCACCUGCUGCUCCCCCGGGGUGCACGGUCGCCGGCCCCGGGCCUGCCAGGUGGCAGAUGAGCGUUUCCUGUUCGGGCCGGCCGCGGCCCUCGUCCUGGAGUGCGGCUCAGUUGCCCAGAGCUCCAGGGGUCAGGACCGGCCUCUGCCUUCUGUGGGAGAGUACUUGGGGUGCAUUGAAGUUCUCCGCUCAAUGAGGUCUCUUGACUUCAGUACAAGAACACAGAUUACCAGGGAAGCCAUCAGCCGCGUCUGCGAAGCCGUCCCUGGCGCCAAGGGAGCCUUCAGGAAGAGAAAGCCUCCCAGCAAAAUGCUGUCCAGCAUCUUGGGCAAGAGCAACCUCCAGUUUGCGGGCAUGAACAUCUCCCUGACCGUGUCCACCGCCAGCCUGAACCUGCGGACGCCCGACUCCAAACAGAUCAUCGCCAACCACCACAUGCAGUCGAUCUCGUUCGCCUCCGGGGGAGACCCGGACACAACCGACUACGUUGCGUACGUAGCUAAGGACCCUGUUAACCGCAGAGCGUGUCACAUUCUGGAGUGCUGCGACGGGCUGGCCCAGGAUGUCAUCGGCUCCAUCGGACAGGCCUUUGAACUCCGGUUUAAGCAGUAUUUGCAGUGUCCUUCCAAGGUCCCCGCUUUCCAUGACCGAAUGCAGAGUCUGGACGAGCCUUGGACCGAAGAGGAGGGGGAUGGCUCAGACCACCCGUACUACAACAGCAUCCCAAGCAAGGCGCCCCCUCCGGGGGGCUUUGUGGACGUGCGGCUGCAAGCCAGACCCCACGCCCCUGACACGGCCCAGUUUGCAGGCAAAGAGCAGACGUACUACCAGGGGAGACUCCUGGGAGAGCCGUUCGGCAAAGACUGGAGGCAAGCACCUGUCCGGCAAGGGUCCUUGGACACCUACAGCCUGCCGGAAGGGAGAGCUCACGCGGGCCCCGGAGAAGCCCCCACCUACGUGAACGCCCAGCACAUCCCACCGCAGGCCACACCGGCCUCCGGCAGCAGCGCGGAGAGCAGCCCGCGGAAAGACCUCUUCGACAUGAAACCCUUUGAAGACGCUCUCAGGAACCAGUCCUCGGGGCCUGUGCUGAGCAAGGCGGCCUCCGUGGAGUGCAUCAGCCCUGUCACGCCCAGAGCCCCGGAUGCCAAGAUGCUGGAGGAGCUGGAAGGGGAGCCUUGGUACCAAGGGGAGAUGAGCCGGAAGGAGGCCGAGGGGCUGCUGAAGAACGACGGGGACUUCCUGGUCAGGAAGAGCGCCACCAACCCGGGCUCCUUCGUCCUCACGGGCAUGCACAACGGCCAGGCCAAGCACCUGCUGCUCGUGGACCCGGAGGGCACGGUCCGGACGAAGGACAAGGUCUUUGACAGCAUCAGCCACCUCAUCAACCACCACCUGGAGAACAGCCUGCCCAUCGUCUCUGCUGGAAGUGAGCUCUGUCUCCAGCAGCCAGUGGAGAAGCCCCUGUGACCGGCCGGCCACCCCGUCCUGACCCUGCACUGAUGGUCAGGAGACCUGGUUCUUCCCGGGAAAUGGGUACGGGGGCUAUGGAAACUCGGGCAGCCGCCCACAGGCUCAGAGCCUUGUCCAAAUGCCCCAGGAGGAAGGUGUCCGAAAAGUGCAAGUUUCAUAAACUUGUCCUGAUUUUCUCGUGUGCAUAUUAAAGGUGUACAUACCUAUACAUCCUGUACAAAUUAGCCCUCUAUAUUUAUAUUUUUUAAGACUAAGAAAGAUGUAAGACUAACGUUCUGUGCUGUAUGUUUUUAAUGGAAAAAAAGUUUGACUCUAGUUGUCCGGGCAAAAAAUUUAAUUCAACUGACCCAUUCUCCUGAGAAAUUCCCCUAGGAAGGUGUGGCCUGCAAUCUUACCCGAUAAGCACAACACGGGGACUAGAAGCAGGCAGGAGGGUUCUAAAAAUAUGGAGUAAAAAAUACGGAGUCGGCGCAGAAGAAGGCAGGCUGCCACCCGAAAGGGCCUAGCUCUGGUCCCGGGGGCCGCCCCGCGGGGUGUUGGCGCCCCCUCCCUCCGCCAUGACGCCCCCCCCGCCCCCCCGGUCGUCUGCACUGCACCGUGAGCUCCCGGCUCUCGCACCUGACACCUGGUGCCGCCGAACUGUCAACCCGGCCGUGUCGGUGGUGCCUGAGCAUGGGAAUCCCGUCCCCCUUGACCUCAGUUGUCCAGGGUUCUCAAAGAUCUUACUGCCAGAUGUGGCACCAAAGGAGCCUCAGUGACCAACAUCUUCACUGGCAAACUCUUCCAUUGCUCCCAUCUGUGUUACUGUGGGGGGGGGGGCGGGGGGCUGGCUGGGGCGAAGUCUUGGCUUCUGUGUCCUUCCAGCCAAUCCAAUGAUGGCAGGCCGCCGCGGUAGCUGCUAGAAAACCGUCCCUGCCCUGAAUCCGACAGCGAAAAAUGCACCGGUACGAGCUGUGUCGAAGGCAGAUCUGACACGCGUGCUCCGUCCCGGAGACGUGUGCGCGGCCGUGGCUCUUGCCCCACGUUUGCCUGAGGUUGGUGACUCGGGCCCGUGGGAUCGGUCGGAGGUUUCCUGCUUCUCGAGUGGUCGGUGGGUUAGGUGGCUGGUUGUCUCUGCAGCAGAUUUCCCAGUUGCUCCGUGGAAAGGGCCCGUGCCCCACAGAGCUCUGUCUUGACCCCUUCCUUUGAGCUGGAGUACUGGGAUUUCUUACGGGGUCAUUCGGUGUCGGGAGGUCAACAGUGCCUGUAACUUUUAAAAAACGCCCGUGUUGACAUUACCAUGUGAUUUUAACAGAUGCUGUCUUUUAAAAGAUAGAAGGAUCCAUUCGUCGGCUGGCACCUUCUAAUUGGUGCCACGGCACAGGCCCCUGUCCUGUGCGGCCCCACGGUGCAAGGCACCCCUGGGUCGGAGCAACAGAAGGACUUUCCGCGCGCUUAGAGUGGGACGGUAAUAAAUUCGAUGCUUCAAGAGUGAGGAGUUAAGGGUGGAUUUAAAAAAUUCUGUUGAGUGAAUCUGUGAAGUUCUAAUGCUAAAUGAACCCCAUUUCUGUUCUUGGGGUGUGUGUGUCCAGGAUGGAAGAUGGGGUGAAGCUUGUGGGUGACGGGGGAGUCGGGCAGCUCCACAGAUGUGUGUGGGGCUUCUUAGGAGUUUUUGUCCCUUGAGGGUCCAGUGGAUCCAAGAUGACGGUGGCUUCAGUCUUCUAGAAUGUUCUGCCGUGGAUUGGAACUAACGUAGGACCAUCCGCCUCUUCCUGG